Argiope bruennichi is the source of this 5901-nucleotide messenger RNA. RefSeq names its product regulating synaptic membrane exocytosis protein 2-like. Bases 277 to 3918 code for a protein of 1213 amino acids. NCBI's taxonomy places the organism in Eukaryota, Metazoa, Arthropoda, Arachnida, Araneae, Araneidae. Gene Ontology annotation, biological process: regulation of synaptic plasticity; positive regulation of synaptic transmission; intracellular protein transport. Gene Ontology annotation, molecular function: small GTPase binding; transmembrane transporter binding. The record is from RefSeq and is a predicted model, not a curated record. The transcript has 22 exons. Gene Ontology annotation, cellular component: presynaptic membrane; cytoskeleton of presynaptic active zone.
AGAAAUGGGUCUUUCACAAAAACCGAAAGCAGCCUGUUUUCUCCAGAGGUGCGCGCGCCUGCGGGGGCGUCCGGGGAGAGGAAGGGGUGCCAGCAGUUGAGCGGAUUCCUCCCCUCCCCCUGCCCCGUGACGUGGCGCGGUGUAGGCGUAGAGCAGGGCCGCGCUGUGGCUGCGGCACCCUCUCUUCCAGUCGCCCUAGCAUGGCGUCCGUGGUCAGUCCCUCCUUCGCUGCGAUGUGCGGGGGCCGGCGGCCGCUCUGAGGGACAUGGGUCGGCGAUGGAUGCCGUCGACAUCAGCCAAUUCUCGGAGGAAGAGCAAAGGAUACUGCGGAACGUCUUCGCCCGAGCACAAGAUGAAGAGGAACGGGACAAGAACAAGUUCAGGGAAGAGCAAGAAAGAAUCCGACUCCUGGAAGCAGCUGUCGAAAAUCUCCGUCAGAAAGCAGGCGUCGAUCUCGAGUCUACUUGCAAUAUUUGCUUCAAGACCAAGUUUGCGGACGGUAUCGGUCACAUUUGUAGCCAGUGUGGGAAGCGUUGCUGUGCCAGGUGCGGCGUGAAAGUGCCAUUGCGUCUCAACAAGAUCUGGCUGUGCAUCCUGUGCCGUAAGAACAAGGAGCUGGCCAUCAAGUUCGGAAAUUGGGCCUUGAAGAAAGACUCUGUUUCUCAGUCCCAGAAAACAUGGGGGAGAUCCAAAAGCCUGGAAGAAGAGGCAAACACGGAACGCCAGAGCCCCAUUCCUCUCCUCAAAAGACAUUUUACUUCUAACCUCAAUAUCGCUAACACAUCACUUUCCUUCUGGAGCGACGAGAAGAAGCAACAACCUGCUGCCAGACCGGAUCCACUCCCCCCACACCGUGAAGACCCUCUCCUCUCCUCUCCCGCUCCGCCGCACUCGCGCGCUGAACCCAGCGACGGAUCUGGGCUCCAGAGAAGAUACACCCGACGACGUUCUUCCCUGGACACCAUCCGGAACGACUCCUUGAGCUCCGACCAGUCGGAGAAUCCUCCCGCCGCUCCUAGACCCAAACCUAAGAAAGGUAACGGGCACCGAUACAGGAGAUCCGGUAGCAGCGAGUCUGAAGACGACGCCAGGUCCUCUCCCUCGUCCUGCCAGGAUUCGGAGAGUGACAGAGUAGAUUUUGGACGUUUUGGAUUUAGAUGCCUAAAUAAGAGAGCGGCGAAUUCAGCAUACUCCUCUGGUGUUCUAAAAUCCAUGCUACACCACCACAGUCUGGAGUUGGAAUCAAAGUUUAAAAAAAAUUCUGGCAUAAUCUCUAUGCGGAAGGAGAAGCCGUCGAUCAGACCCCAAGAAACCCGGUGGCGGAGCCAGGAGGACUAUCAACACACCCCUUCGCACAACGUUUAUUGGAAAAUUUCGCCAGACGGCAGAAGGUAUCUAGGAUAUAUAACCUUACGAAAGGAGCUUAAACAAACUCAUGAGGGUAGCAGAAGAGAAAAUUUGGGAAUGAGAGUCAUCGGUGGCCAUGUGGUCGAUGACGAUGGCACCAUUGGAGCUUUAGUCGAAGAUACUAUGAAAGGAAGUUUAGCCGACAGAGUAGGGAGAAUAUUGCCUAACGACGAAGUGCUCGAGUGGAAUAAAAUUAAAUUUCGUGGUUUGAGUAGAGACGAAGUUCAUCAGAUUAUAUUACUUUCUAAGGAAGAUCCUCAAGUGCAACUCAUAGUAUCAAGGCCUAUCGGAGGUACUGUUCCAAGUCCCCUCCGCGAUUCUUUAGACGGCAGGAGACCCCCACGCCACAUGGAAGUCCAUCCGGAGGCCAUGCCAAGAGAAGUGAGAAGAUUACCGCCACCCCACCUUGAAGUUUAUCCCGAGCCUAUGCACAGAAGCAUGAUGCAAGACCCUCGUUCCACGAGAUUUUCUGGUCGACACGCCCCUCGCCGCUCCGUAGCGCCUUCAGUGGCUACAAUAGGUGGAAAAAUAAAGGUGCGAUACUGGUAUGACCCCGCCGAACAGAAACUCCAUGGGACGGUCGAAUGCGCGCAGGACUUGCCUCAGCGACCUGAUGGCUCGCCUAGAUGGCCCUAUGUAAAAAUUUUCCUCCUCCCGGAAGAAUGGGGUAAUUGCCGCACGCGUUCUAAAUGCAUUGCUGGAACGAAUAAUCCUCAGUGGAAUAUUGGCUUUUCCUUCAACAUCGGACAGUCAGAGCUUAGACACCGAACCUUGCAGAUCAACGUCUGGGAUUACAAAGACGAGAAGACUGGAGGUUGUAACGACUUUCUUGGGGAAGUACAGAUUCCUCUCCGUGGCGGCGUGUACUCAGAAUCCCGGUGGUAUAAUCUUACGAUGCACCGUGAGACACCAAAAAUCACCCGUUCUCCUCCUAUUUCCCCUAGUGCCAGCAGAAUGUCCGACGAAGACUUGUCCGACUUCGAUGAUAAGUUUUCUGAGCAUACUGAGCGUCGCAUCAUGGCUGUCGAUAGUAGCCCUCCCUUCUAUGAAGAGGAUAGGCGACGCCAAUCGAACAUCCCUUUCGCUUCUCAAGCAAUGAUGACCUCUCCCAUGGGCGAAAGGUCCAGGUCUUUAACAGCACCAUCCCCUACGUCAGAAUAUUCUCGUGGCAGGAUGAGAGAACCUGGGUAUGGAGACAGGCGGCGGUCGAGGUCCAUGGCAGACCACCCCCCUAGACACAUGCCCAGUCAUGGUUCUAGAUCAGUAUCUCCACCACAAUACAGGUCCGAAUUUCACCCCAUCCCCCGAGUAGCUUCAUCCCAGCGUUUGCCGCCCCCUCAGAAUAGUCUGAGGAAAAGACAAUUGCCACAGGUGCCCUUGAGCAGAAGCGAAUUCCAAGAAAGGUUUUAUCUUGGAAGGAAUUCUGUCACAGGUUCUACUACAGGUUCUUUUGGGAGUGAAUAUGACCGUUUCUCGGCACCACGAAGAGGUGGUGGUUCGAGGAUGGCAGCAGCCCUAGGCGUGAGUGCCUCCAGUCCCCUGGUCAGUCCUGAUAGGAGCGAUUCCGAGUCCAGUUCUAAGUUCAACCUCAGCAGUGCCUUCCACAGGAACAGUCGCACCUUCGAGGAAUUUCGGGGUCGCUCUUCAGAUUAUGGAGGCCCCGUUCAUCCGUCGUCUCGAGAAAUUGACGGCAGUCUGUCGGAUACUGCUGUUGGCCUGAUGGACAAAGCCAAAGUGAGCGUCCAUCGGUCUUCUAACUUGGACAGUGCAAAUAGGAGUCCAUACCUCUCCAAAAAGAGCAGAAGUACCAGCCAGCUUAGUGGAACAGGGCACAAGAAGCUCCCUUUCUUCCGGCGGAGCAACGGAUCUUCGUCCUCUCUUGUGGUGCAGCGGAGCGAAGAGAUCCUACCGGAUGUCCGGGCGGGCAGCAGCAUUUCGUCCGACGGCAGCAUAAGCGGGGACAGCCUGACAUGGGGAUCGCGUCUCCCCCCGGAAGUCGGGGAAGCUUCGAGUUUCGUGGAAGGCCUAGGACCAGGGCAGUUAGUGGGGAGGCAGGCGCUUGCCUCCCCCUCCCUCGGUGAAGUGCAGUUGGGUAUCAACGAGAAAAGGAACUGUCUGGAAGUCGAAGUGAUAAGAGCCAGAGGAUUGAUGUCGAAGAAUCCAAAGGUCUUGCCAGCACCCUACGUAAAAGUAUAUUUGCUGGAUGGCCGAAAAUGUAUAGCGAAGCAGAAGACGUCACUUGCUCGUCGAACGUUAGAACCCUUGUAUCAAGAAAUUUUGACGUUUUCAGAUGUUGAAUUCCGUCACUGUUAUCUUCAAGUGACAGUGUGGGGGAAUUACAGCAGCAUGGAACGGAAAGUGUUCAUGGGCGUGGUGCAGAUAGUUCUGGACGACAUCGACACUGUGAAAGGUGUGAUCGCGUGGUACAGGCUCUUCCACCAUUCGUCGCUGGUGAGCAGCCUCACCGCCAACGAUCGCAGCUCGUUCUUGUCCCUGGACAGCUUCGGUUGAAGGAACUGCCUCACUCUGUAAACGUCACUCACUUACUCUGCGACAAAGGAGGACAUCAAGCAAGUGGAUGAGAACUUCCCCCCUGCCCUCGUUGCCUUUUCCAGACGGUCGGCCGUUGAAAAAUCUUCAUAUUUUUCGCUUUUCGAACGAAGAACUAUUCUUCUCGUUUCUUGCACUCGGUCGAGGGGGCGCUAACCUCGCGGAGAACAACUAAGCUCUCUCUCUACGAUCGCUACUUCGAUCUCUUUCCUCUCCGAACUGUCAACUUUUUUCGACUUUCGUAUUUUUCAAUAAAAACAAAUAAUCCGACAAAAAAAAGUGGUAAAAAAAUGUCAUGUAAAUAUUUCUCAUUUUAUCACUCCAGUCCCUGCUUAUGGUGUGUUCACGCCUUUGUAAAUGUUUCGGGCCUGUGGGUGUUGUUUCUCGUAUUUAAGUAUUAUUUUAACUGCCAUAAUUUAACAUUAAAAAAAGACACAAUUCAGUGAAAAAUGAUUUCUCUAAAUCCUGAAUGCUAAAUAUAUUUUUUUAAUUUUAAAUUAAAAAUGUAUGAUGAUAAAUAUUUGCUGUUAAUGUUCACAAUUGAUUAAUAUCACAGAUAUAAAAAUUCUAAACUGUAUGCGUAAUAUAAUUCGCUAUUAAAUGACAAAAUUGCACAGAAAUAAAUAAUUGUUCAAUCACUAUUUGCUUUUGCGAAUUAUUAAUUUUAUAUGUGCAAUUGCAAUUACAUUCCAUUGCGCAAAGCUAUCUGUCACUCAAACUUCAUUGCUUUCUUCUUUUCAAAUGUAUAUAAUUCUGUAUCAUAUAUAUGAUAAAAUAAAUACUCUAUAUUCCUUUAUUAUAAUAUAUAUAUAUAUAUAUAUAUAUAUAUAUAUAUAUAUAUAUAUAUAUAUAUAUAUAUAUAUAUACGUAACAUCACCAAGAAAGCAAUCCCAUCCAUAAUUCAUUAUUUCAAAAUACACAGUGCCUCCAGCGAGAAUCUCGAAGAACACGUUUUUGGUCUUCGAGAUAGUCACGAAUGCAGAAUAGGAAAAAGGCGUGUGAUAUUGCACCAGCCCUUUCAACUUCUUUAAUGAAGGAUUAGCAAAACUUCACACAUGAUAAAUUAAUUAAAAUCUUUAGACAUAUGUUGUUUUUCUCUAAACUUGUUGCAAAAUAUUUGAUUCUAUUUCUAUCUAAAAAUAAGAAUUUGUCCAAUAAAAGAACAUUUAAAAACUUUAAAUAAAAAAACAAAUUAAUUCAUCAAAAAAUAUUGUCAAAAUGAAAACCCCGACAUUGCCAAUGCGUGUUUUAUAUACGUCUUUUCAUAUAAAUAUCUAUUCUCUCGUAAAUAACAGCUGGAAUUACCUAACUGUGAUAUUUCUCUGUCAGAUUCGAAACACCCACAGGAAGAAACAUUCACAGAGGGGCACAUGCGGAAGUGCGUUCUUCUAAUGUCCUUACUGCCAUUGUUAACAGUCAAAUAUCUAUGAAAGACAUGACAGCUUUCAACUUGUUUCUCAAAAGAAGUGAUAAUAUCUCAUCCUUGCACUUUCUUUCCUUGCAAAUAUGGCUCAAGUUUGCAAAGGUAUUCGAGUCGGCACUCUUAUUUUUCUAUAGUAGUGUCGAUAUGGAAUUAGAAUUUUGUGUCGACUGUGAGCUCAAUGAAAAGAAAAAUUAUCAUAUCGUUUCAGUUCAGAGUUGAAAAAUAAUACUACGUUUAUAAUUAUGACUUCUUUCAUGUGAGAAAGGGAAAUAUAUAAGUUUUUAUACUGGUGCUAGAAGUGGAUAGAGUGAAUUUUGUAAAGAAUGCCCUAUUUUUCGUUUCUUUUUUUAAAAAUUAUGUAUCUAAUAGAAUGUAAAUGAAAUCAAAACAAUUUGUGAAAUGGUGAUGGUGUUUUCUAAUUUUAUUAAAUUCAUUUGUUUUUAUUAUAUUAGAAUUGUUUUUAAAUUGAAUUAGCACUUCAGAUUCUUUUUUCGAUUUGAAUAAAAGAAAAAUUUCUUUUC